UCCAGCAUGGCAUCUUGCGAACCGUUGAAUGCUGGAAUGUCUGUCACUUUAGUGCAUUUUGUCUCAGCAGAGUGACAGAUGUCAACCAUCAUAAAUGCGCUAAAUGAGUUGUUAAAAAUGGACUUGUGAUGUCGUUUUAUUUAUUUGACUUGUAUUAUGCACGGUUGCAUUAGAAAGGUUGUCUCAGAGUUCAAUAAUCAAAUAGACGCCAUAGAAAAUUUAUCUCUCUUCCAUAGAAAGACUGCAGUGAAAUAAUAAAAUAUGAGUGUAGAAGAUUGUCCAUAUUGUGGAAAGCCCUUCAAAAGGCUGAAAGCUCACCUUCCUCAUUGCAAAAUGGCACCAGUUUCACAACCCAAAAAGAGCAUUCAAAUGCCCAAAGAACUUAGUGUGACCACUCCCAAACAGAAGAUCCAUAAAAACACAGCAAUAACAGAGAGGACUAAGGUCAUCAUUGAUGAGAAACAGACUUCUGAUGGCAAGAGGAAAGAAGAUAGAUUGGGUAUAAAUAUGAAGUUAAUUGAAAAUGCAAACAAUCCUCUUGCAACUGCAGAGGUUAAAGUAACAUCAGCUGAAACUCUGAACAAAGAGAGGCUUAAAAGCAAAUGGCUUACUAAAAGACAGAAGGAAAUUGAAAGAUCACAACAGCUAGUGCCAGUCUUACAGAAGUCAAAAAACCCUACCUCAGUAUCUGAGCAUGAAGGAGAUAAAAGUUUUCAUGAGAUCUCCAAAGAACCAUCUCAAGGAGCAUCUCAAUCUAAUGGAAAAACUACUAAAGGCAAAAAGAAGCUAAAGCUGACAACGUUAUCAGGGCAGUUGUCCAUCACCAAAAGUAGGAAAAAAGCCUCUAAACUUGUGCCAGCCAAUCUCAAAAAUGUAAGCCUCCCAGAUGAAUGGAGUUUGCAACAUGAAAAACCAAAACUCAGAACAAAAGUUAACUACUUGGGGGAGCUAGAAAAUCUUUCAAACAGCCUGAACAAGGAUUCUGCUAUGGUAUCAAGAGUAAAAGAGCAAAAAGCUCUUCCUUUCUUUAUGUCCAAGACUUCUGUGUGGGAGCACAUCAAGGACAGCUUGUAUUUUAGAAGAGCUAAUAAUGUUUCAUUGCCUUAUCCCAUUAUAGAAGCACCAAAAGUUUCUGCUUUUGAAACCAAAGAUAUUUCUUCCACUGUGCAACAGUUAAACAAGCUUGAAACAGCGGCUACCAGUGUUGCCUCUACAUCUUUACUCUCUUCCUUUGAAACCUCCAUUCAACGACCUGUAAAAGAUGUGCUAAGUUCAAGAUUGCAAGGUGUAAGGAGUCUAGCAUGGAGUCCAGAGAUAGUGACCGCUUACAACAGAAUAUUGUUCUCUGCAGUACCUUCAGGAAGCUACUCUAAUGAAAAUAUGUGGACGAAGCAUUGGGUCUCCGUGCCAUCACCCCAUAGUGAAGUGCCUCUAGUGGAGCAGAAACUUGGGGAUGUCAGAUUGAAUGAACUUGGUGCCUGGUUUGGUGUUCAAAUUCCAAAGUCACCCAGAGAGAUUGUGACCAUAUUGAACCAAGGUUGGCAGUGGUACUACAGGAAGUAUAUUAAUGUUCGUAGAGGAGGAAUCGGUGGGAUAUCCAUGCUGUUCGCUGGCUACUGUGUCCUGUCUUACAUAUGGAGUUACCCACAUCUAAGUAAGAUUUUGUUUAAAAAAAAAAAGAAAAUUGUACAAUAGAAAUUUGUCUUUAUUUUUUGUCUUCAAAUGUCCACAAAAUCUUUUUUGUGCUACAGAGAAAGAACGCUGGAGGAAGUACCAUUAAGGACUCUUAGUGUUUGUUGGUAACUUGCCAACAUGAAGUUUUUUUGUGUGAAGUGUGAAGAAAAUACGUUUUUGAAUAUCUACAAUGUCAAACUGACUGAAGUAUGAAUUAACAAUUUUGAUGAGAAGACAAAUCUAUCUGGUAGCCCAGAAAACUCAGUAUUUAUGUUAAGAACUCCUUAAUAUUCAUUUAUAUGAAACGAGUUCAUGUUUUUAAGCUUUUUUUUUUUUUUUUUACUAACAUUUUUGUAAUUGUGUAAUCAAGUGGACUUACCUGAGUUCUAAUAAAUAAUAAUUAUACAAACUGUUCAUGUCACAUGGUUAUUUUGUGCAUUUACAUGUCCAUCUUUUAAUUCCCUGUCAUCUUACUUUAAAUUUAACAUACACUGGCAGCCAAAAGUUUGGAAUAAUGUACAGAUUUUGCACUUAUGGAAAGAAAUUGGUACUUUUAUUCAACAAAGUGGCAUUCAGCUGAUCACAAUGUAUAUUAAGGGCAUUAAUUACAUGAAAAUUUACUAUUACAAUUUGAAAAAAAAAAAAACAUUCAGAACUUAUUAAACUACUUCAAAGUGUUCUCAUCAAAAAAUCCUCCACAUGCAGCAAUGACAGCUUUGCAGAUCCUUGGCAUUCUAGCUGUCAGUUUGUCCAGAUACUCCGGUGACAUUUCACCCCACACUUCCUGUAGCACUUGCCAUAGAUGUGGCUGUCUUGUCGGGCACUUCUCACGCACCUUACAGUCACUAGCUGAUCCCACAAAAGCUCAGUGGGGUUAAGAACCAUAACACUCUUUUUCCAAUUAUCUGUUGUCCAACGUCUGUGUUUCUUUACCCACUCUAACCUUUUCUUUUUGAUUUCUGUUUCAAAAGUGGCUUUUUCUUUGCAAUUCUCUUUAUUGUUGUACAUGAAACUGGUGUUGAGCGGGUAGAAUUCAAUGAAGCUAUCAGCUGAGGACAUGUGAGGCGUCUAUUUCUCAAACUUGAGGCUCUGAUGUACUUAUCCUCUUGUUUAGUUGUACACCUGGCCUUCCACAUCUCUUUCUGUCCUUGUUAGAGCCAGUUGUCUUUUGUCUUUGAAGACUGUAGUGUACAACUUUGUAUUAAAUCUUCAGUUUUUUGGCAAUUUAAAGCAUUGUGUAGCCUUCAUUCCUCAAAACAGUGAUUGAUGAGUUUCUAGAGAAAGCCAUGCCAGUCUAUUGCAUACUGUGGCAACUCAAAAACAAACACAAAGACAAUGUUAAGCUUCAUUUAACGAACCAAAUAGCUUUCAGCAGUGUUUGAUAUAAUGGCAAGUGAUUUUCUAAUACCAAAUUAGCAAUUUAGCAUGAUUACUCAAGGAUAAGGUGUUGGAGUGAUGGCUGCUGGAAAUGGGGCCUGUCUAGAUUUGAUCAAAAAUUACUUUUUUCAAAUAGUGAUGGUGCUGUUUUUUUUACAUCAGUAAUGUCCUGACUAUACUUUGUGAUCAGUUGAAUGCCACUUUGGUGAAUUAAAGUACAAAUUUCCUUCCGAAAUAGCAAAAUCUGUACAUUAUUCCAAACUUUUGGCAGUCAGUGUAUUUAUCCAUAUUUAAUUAAAAUAAAAAUUGGUAUUACAAAAUAUUGGCUGUAUCCAAAAUUAAUUUAAUAUUGAUUUACCUUUGCUGUUGUAAUGAACACUCACAAAAACAACAAAUCAAGAACUGACCACAUAUAGUAUUAUGUGAACACAUACCUAACAUAAUAAAAAUAACUUUUUUUGUUUUACAUUCUUUUCCUUUACAAAAAGUAUAAAUAUUUUGUGUUUCAUGUUUUAAUUUUUGUAAUACAAACAUUACAAAUCAAGUUUUGGGUGAUGCAGAAAAUAAAACAUUAAAAGCAACUUUUACCACGGGUGUAACAUUAAUUGAAGGCCACACUCGCACAUCAAAAAGCAGUAAAAACAAAUGAUAGACUAUUUAAAUGUGUUUUCACUCGCUCUGUCCUAAGGCAAAGAAGCCCUUCGAAAUGAAGGUCUUUAGAGUGCUCCCUAAUACCGACCACUAGAGCUCAGAUCAUAGAGAAUAUUUUACUUAGUUUUUGUCUUUUGUCAUUUUUGGCUGAAUUGCUGGGAAAGACAGUGGUGGUUAUUGUUAAAGAUGCAAAAAGUAUGGGAUGACAUUUACAGAUGGAAUUGGAAACAAGCAACCUUCGGCUCUGGAAUGGAUGCUAAUGCAAAUGCAUACUUGUGAAAAAUGUCCACAAACUGCAGUUUCUCUAUCUUGGUCACUCCCAUUGCUGACAAGCCCUGUAAUGUGGAAAAUAUGUAGACUACAAAAUAAGACUGAAUGCUAACAGUCUCCUUUAGAAAUUAUUUAUCAAAUGGGAUUGUUGAAAUACAAUUGUGUGUAAUAUAUUUGCACAGAGAAGAAAAGCCUUGACAUCCUCCAACCAAACUCCAUGUAGCCAUGUAAUAACUACAUUUAGAGCCAUCUCAUAAUACAAUUGCAAAAUCUGAUAUUCUGUGAUUGCACCUAUUAUGUGUUCACCGAUUUGAUCUUACAUAAAAAUGUGCGCAUAUGAGUGGAGACGUGGUCGGCAGAAGGGUUGUAAGUGCUGUGAGAAUGGCUAUUUUUGAAAGUACAUGGUCAUGUCCACAUGUGCAAAAAAAAAAAAAAGCUGCCACUAGGGUCAGAAGCCAGCAAAAGACUACAGCCUGACCAGCAGGGGACACAAUGCACAAGGGAAAAUGAAAAGUUUCAAAGAACAUCUAAAUAUGGGGGAAUCUCGUAAAACCUGUCAAGGACACUUCCCGGUCAUAUUUCAGCCAAAAUCAAAAUUCAUUAUUGUUUAAUUAUAAGCCUAUUUUAAGGAUUUUAUUAGGCUGUUUGUUUUUUAUUUUUUACCUUUUUCGCAGCAUGACAUUUUUAUUACAAUCAAGCACACCCCCACCAAUUCUCAUUCUGUAAUGCUUAAAAAAAGAUACAUUUUUUAAAUUGUAAAGUAUUUAUACAUGGUGGUAGUAUUUGUUGUGCUACCAUUUAAUCCAAGGUAAUUUACAUUUUUACUGUGAUACAGUAACAAUAAUCUGAUGAGAAUCAGUAUAGAGAACAAUGGGAAUGCCAGAAAAAAAAUUCAAAAGUAAUAUAAUAUAAAAUAUCAUUUUUGAAUUUGAUUUGAAAUGUAACCUGAAAAAGUUUUCAUGAGAUUCACCCACACGAGUUAUCUGACACUAACUUAAGGUGCACAAAAGUACAUAUUUUCUCCAGCAGCGCAGAUUAAAUGUGUAAAAUAUAUAUAUAUAUAUAUAUAUAUAUAUAUAUAUAUAUAUAUAUAUAUAUAUAU
This is a messenger RNA of Myxocyprinus asiaticus (Chinese sucker), 5074 nucleotides long. RefSeq lists its product as uncharacterized. Gene Ontology annotation, molecular function: proton-transporting ATP synthase activity, rotational mechanism. Gene Ontology annotation, biological process: proton motive force-driven mitochondrial ATP synthesis. Lineage: Eukaryota; Metazoa; Chordata; Actinopteri; Cypriniformes; Catostomidae. The transcript is spliced from 4 exons. Bases 262 to 1695 code for a protein of 477 amino acids. The record is from RefSeq and is a predicted model, not a curated record.